AUGAAGCUCGGCCGCGUGGUGGUCGGCAUGUGCGCGUUCGCAGUGCUCUCGUGCUCGGGCAACUUGUGCAUCAUCGCCUCCAAGCAGCAUGGCAAGGUCUUGUACAGCAGUCUGACCGUCACGCUGCUCGCUGAAGUGCUCAAGGCGGUCGCCAUGCUCGGCACAAUCGUCGGCACGGGCACGUCGCGACCCGCGCGCUUCGAGCCGAUCGAGACGCUGUUUUAUGCCGUGCCGUCGCUCCUCUACACGAUCGACAAUAACCUCAACUACGUGAUCCUGCGCUUCAUGGACGCGACAACGCUCGCCGUGCUGUGGAACCUCAAGAUUGUCGUCACGGCGGUGCUGUUCCGCUUCGUACUUAAGCGAACUCUCUCGGAGCUGCGGAAGAUCGCGAUUGUGCUGCUCCUGGUCGGAGUCCUGACGAGUCAAUCGACCCAUUUGCGGGCACAAGGGGACGUGCUGAAUCCACUGACAAGUAGCAGGAACGAGACGCAGCCGGUGGAUACUUUGGCUGCCGAUGCGAGCACUCGAGACUUUGGUCUUGGUGUGCUUCUCGUGCUCGUGGGCGUCACGCUGUCGUCCUGCGCUAGUGUCUUUACGGAGUGGACGUUCAAGAGGAAGUCCGACUGCCCGUUCCUGUGGCAGAAUCUGCAGAUGUACGUGUUUGGCAUCGCGUUCAACACCGCUGGCGUUCUGCUGGUCGAAAGCGACGACAUCGUCACAAAGGGCUUUUUCCAUGAUUUCAACCACUGGACCGUGGCCGUGAUUGCUGUGCACAGCAUUGGCGGCAUUGGAGUCGGCUUUAUCCUCAAGUACUUGGACAACAUCGCCUGCGUCUAUGCCCAUGCCAUGGCAAUGGUGCUCACGAUGCUCUUUUCCAUGGUCUUUUUCUCCUUCUCGCCAACACUCGAGCUCGGCUGCGGCCUGACGGUGCUUCUGAUCUCCAUGUACAUCUACCAUCACCCGCUGGCCACGAUCGAGGUGGCGGCGUCGCUGGAUGCAGCAAAAUCGUGCCAAAGUUCUACAAUGGGCUCGGAAAGGCACGGAAAGAGCACAGUCGUACGAGGCAUCAAGAAGGAGCGAAGGAUUGAGAUCAAAGAGCAAGAAGUGGAGGACGAGGACGAGGACGACAGUACGGACACGUGCUCGAUCCUCUCGAGCUCGAGCGACUCGCUGUCGUCAUUGGUCCCGCGAUCGACGCACAAGCUUCAGCUCAAGAAGACGCAGUACUCGACGCUCGCGAGCGAGUCGCUGUAG
Molecule: messenger RNA, 1257 nt
Organism: Hyaloperonospora brassicae
Lineage: Eukaryota; Oomycota; Peronosporomycetes; Peronosporales; Peronosporaceae
Source: the annotation of a GenBank genome assembly